This is a messenger RNA of Lytechinus variegatus (green sea urchin), 1410 nucleotides long. RefSeq lists its product as uncharacterized. The record is from RefSeq and is a predicted model, not a curated record. Gene Ontology annotation, cellular component: nucleus. The coding region runs from base 1 to 1410 and encodes 469 amino acids. The transcript has a single exon. Gene Ontology annotation, molecular function: DNA binding. Lineage: Eukaryota; Metazoa; Echinodermata; Echinoidea; Temnopleuroida; Toxopneustidae.
AUGGUAUUCAACCCUGAAGAGGAAGAUAUGUUAGUGAACUACGUGAUCUUCGCCUCGCAGAUUUAUUAUGGACUGACUACUAAAGAAUUCAGGAAAUUAAGUUUUCAAUUCGCUCUCCAGAAUAGUAUCAACUGCCCCAAAACGUGGCAUGAAAACAAAACAGCAGGUGUAGAAUGGUGUGCAAAAUUCUUGAAAAGGCACCCACAGCUUUCCAUUAGGACACCAGAAGGAACCAGCCUAAGCAGAGCCACAAGCUUCAAUAAGGCAAAUGUUGACACCUUCUUCGACAACUUGGGAGCCGUUCUUGACAAGUAUAAGUUUGCAGUCAAUGACAUAUACAACUGUGACGAGACCGGGGUCACCACAGUUCAGCAGCCGAGAAAGAUCAUAGCCCAAAAAGGUGUCAAACAAGUUGGAGCUGUCACAAGCGCAGAGCGUGGGACGCUUGUGACUGUCUGUUUUGCUGUGAGUGCAAGCGGAAACAGCAUACCUCCAAUGCUUGUCUUCCCUCGAGUGAACUUUCGAGAGCAUUUCAUAGCUAACGGCCCACCUGGAUUCUGUGGUUCUGCUAAUCCGAGUGGUUGGAUGAAGGAAGAUGACUUCCUAAAGUUCCUCAAACACUUUCAGGAAGUGACCAGGUGCACCAAGGAUCAUCCAGUGUUGCUGCUGCUGGAUAAUCACGAGUCUCAUGUUGCACUUUCUGUCAUAAAUUUCUGCCGCGACCAUGGUAUAGUGCUUGUCUCUUUCCCACCUCACUGCUCCCACAAGCUUCAACCGCUUGAUCGAAGCGUGUUUGGCCCAUUCAAGAAAUUCGUCAAUGAGGCCAGUGAUGGAUGGAUGAAGUCUCAUCCGGGGAAGACAAUGACCAUUUAUGACAUUCCAGCAAUAGUGAAGGAAGCUCUUCCGCGGGCUGCAACUGCGACCAACAUCCCUAAGGGGUUCCAAUGCACAGGAAUUGCGCCAUUCGACCGCAACAUUUUCGAUGAAAGCGAGUUCCUUCCAAACUAUGUAACUGAUCGCCCACAUGAGGCCACCCAAGCUGAACCAGCUGAGGUAACUUCAGAUGAACCUGCUGAAGUUGUUCCAGAGGAACCAGAACUCGUCCACCCAGAUGAGGUCCGUCAAGAUGAGUCACACCCACAUACAGAGCAAAAUGUAGGUUCUCCUAUGCUGCAGGAUCAACAUAGCAUGCAGCCAGGACCAAGCAGAGAUGCACCUAGAAUGACGACAAUCACCAAGUCUCCUGAAGUCAUCGCGCCUUUCCCUAAAGCAGGUCCAAGGAAGCAGGCACGAGGUGGUAGACGAAAGCGGAUGUCAGCCAUUCUUACCAGCACACCAGAGAAAGAGAAGCUGGAACAAGAACAACAGCAGAAGAAGCAGGCCAAAACAAGCCAACUAAAAAAAGGGUGA